This is a messenger RNA of Salvelinus fontinalis (brook trout), 3365 nucleotides long. It is a transcript of the gene glipr2, whose product is annotated as GLI pathogenesis-related 2. NCBI's taxonomy places the organism in Eukaryota, Metazoa, Chordata, Actinopteri, Salmoniformes, Salmonidae. The transcript is spliced from 17 exons. The coding region runs from base 228 to 2384 and encodes 718 amino acids. The record is from RefSeq and is a predicted model, not a curated record.
AUUUCUUGGUAAAUGCCGACACCUCUUAUAUGAAGUCUCUCCUUCAAUGGAAUGGAGGAUGGGUUGUCCUGCUGUACAUAUAGAACUGCGCUAUCCCCACACACAGCAAUAAACAGAGAGAGGGGGAGAGAUCAUUGAAACAACAAGAGAGAAAAAGAGAGAGAGAGACAGAGGAGGAAGUGGUGCAUCACUGGGAAUCUUAAUAAGUUCAGCGGAAGAACAAAACAAUGACAGACUGUGGUUUUGAGAGGGAGUUUGUGGAUGCUCAUAAUGACUAUCGCAGGAAGCAUGGUGCCCCGCCCCUAGCGCUGAGCAGAGACCUAUGUAACUCUGCCCAGAAAUGGGCAGACCAUCUUCUGUCAAUCAAAAGCCUGAAGCACAGCUCCACCAAUCACGGAGAAAACCUUUACUACGCAUACAGCUCAACCCCCAAAAAACCUGUUGGGAAGGAUGCAGUGGACAGUUGGUACAGUGAAAUCAAAGAUUACCACUUCAAUAAGCCUGGCUUCAGCUCGGGUACAGGUCACUUCACCCAGGUGGUUUGGAAGGACUGCAGCGAGGUAGGUGUGGGUCUGGCCACAGAUGGGCAAACGAUCUUUGUAGUGGGCCAGUACCACCCAGCUGGCAACAUGUGCAACGCGGGCUACUUUGAGAAGAAUGUCCUACCACUGGGUAGCUCCACCUCUAGCGCCCCCAAAUGUUUCCCCACAGCCGGAGAAGGAGGGGGCCUGAGUGUACUCCAGUCUAAAAUUGCCAGAUCCUCUUCACCUGCAUAUAAGGCUCCUCCUCAGGCGAACGGCACUGUUCAGCGGAAGAACAAAACAAUGACAGACUGUGGUUUUGAGAGGGAGUUUGUGGAUGCUCAUAAUGACUAUCGCAGGAAGCAUGGUGCCCCGCCCCUAGCGCUGAGCAGAGACCUGUGUAACUCUGCCCAGAAAUGGGCAGACCAUCUUCUGUCAAUCAAAAGCCUGAAGCACAGCUCCACCAAUCACGGAGAAAACCUUUACUACGCAUACAGCUCAACCCCCAAAAAACCUGUUGGGAAGGAUGCAGUGGACAGUUGGUACAGUGAAAUCAAAGAUUACCACUUCAAUAAGCCUGGCUUCAGCUCGGGUACAGGUCACUUCACCCAGGUGGUUUGGAAGGACUGCAGCGAGGUAGGUGUGGGUCUGGCCACAGAUGGGCAAACGAUCUUUGUAGUGGGCCAGUACCACCCAGCUGGCAACAUGUGCAACGCGGGCUACUUUGAGAAGAAUGUCCUACCACUGGGUAGCUCCACCUCUAGCGCCCCCAAAUGUUUCCCCACAGCCGGAGAAGGAGGGGGCCUGAGUGUACUCCAGUCUAAAAUUGCCAGAUCCUCUUCACCUGCAUAUAAGGCUCCUCCUCAGGCGAACGGCACUGACCUGGGCCAGUUCCACAGAGACUUCCUACGGGCGUGUAACAACCAGCGAAUGGCACACGGAGCCCCAGCCCUCACACUGGACCCAGUCCUGAGUCAGGGGGCGCAGGCAUGGGCAGAAACUCUACUGGGAGAGCGGGUGCUGAAGAACUCAUCCUCCUCCCAUGGUGAAAAUAUCUGGGCCAAGACGGGGUCAGCGGGCAUCACUGCUACGGGUCAAGAGGUGGUGGACGCCUGGUACAAACAAGAGGAGAACUAUGACUUCUCCAAACCAGGACAUCAGGACAAAACAGGGCAGUUCACACAACUGGUGUGGCGUAGCUCCAAGGAGGUGGGCGUAGGCAUGGCAAACGCUGGCACGGGGAUGCUUGUCGUGGUGGCACACUUUAAACCGGCUGGCAACAUCAGCAACCCUGGUUACCACGCUCAGAAUGUGAUGCCAAAAGGGUGGAAAGUUACCGAUAAGCCAGUGGAGUUCGUCACUUCGAGAAUGCAGGCGUUGGCCGUGACCUCACUGUCAGCCAAUGAGCUUGGCCAGUUCGGCCGGGCUCUUCUGAAGUCUCUGAACCAAUACCGGAGCCAGCACGGGGCAUUACCUCUGGUGCUAAGCCCUGCCCUCACUAGGGAGGCCCAGGAUUGGGCGGCUCACUUGGUGAGCAUCAACACACUGAUGAACAGCGGCAAAGGCCACGGGGAGAACAUAUUCUACUGCUCUGGCUCCAGCACAGCGACCCCUACUGGAUCAGAUGUGGCCGAGUCUUGGUACAAGGAGAUUGAGAAGUAUAACUUCUCAUCCCCUGGUUUUCAGAGUGGAGCAGGUAAUUUCACUCAAAUGGUCUGGAAGUCCGCAAAGCAAGUAGGCGUGGGUUUGGCGACCAGUGGGCGGGGCACGUUUAUCGCCGUGGCGUUCUACGACCCAGCGGGCAACAUCACCAACCCAGGCUAUUUCCAUGACAACGUGAAAACCAAAGGAAGCACACUUUAGUCUGAGCCAUACAUAUGUAGUAUGUAUGCCGGCACUACCAAAGGUUUCUAUAGGAAUGGGGUGCUUAUCUGGGCAAACACGUUGUUGCUGUUAUCUUUGGUUGUUGCUAUGAUUUGUCCUCUUUUGGAAGGCUAAGAAUCUUUUUUUGUUAGUUCAUUGUUUUCCGUAGAUGGCGCCAUUCUAACGCGACACGCAGUUGCCAGGAGCCAUCAGUGUAGACGGCCGUUGCGCCGUCUUAUGCGAGACAAACUUGACCUUAACUUUUUUAACUUCUAUCUCAAAUGAUACCCUUACAUUGUUAUUUUCUAACUAACAACAGUAAUUUGGGAAAUCUGUAUAAAUGGCUUAAUAGGAAAUAAUUUUAAUGUUAUGGGUAUUUUUUUAUAACUGCAAAAUAAAAGUGAGAUUUUCACCAGACAGUUACUUUUAUAAGUUACUUUUUCUGUUACCUCGAGUUAUUUGGCUAUGAACUCGUCCUAUAAUCGUAUUUGUGGCCAAAGCAUAAACUGGAGAAAAAAACUACCUCAAAUAGACCGUUUCAUAAUUGCUUGCUAUUUCCUCCUAGAACAUGAUGUCAUGUUGGCUCGCUGAGCUGGCCAAUCAGUGGCCAACUUGCAUGAACAUUUCUAAUGACCGGUAUACUCCCACACCAUUCUGUUGUUGGGGUAUGUCCACACCAUUCAAACACAUAUAAUAAGGAUCUUUACAGAUCGGUGUCCUACCCGCGGGACGGUUGAGCUAAUGUGCGCUAAUGCGAUUAGCUAUUGGUCAUAUUUCGUAAAAGUCUGGAAACACUGGACAGUUACUUAAAACACGAAAUGUAAUGCCUUUAAUCUCGUGCACGUUUUUGUCAUUUACUAUCCAUGAAUAGAGAAAUGCUCGCUUUUUAAAUGUAUUCAUUGAUGUUUAUCAAACAUGUUGACAUACAGACUGAGACUGCACUAUGUUGACAUACAAGUGGCAAUAAAUGGUGGAAUUAAA